AUGGCCAAUGAUUUGUCUUCAGGUGUUCAAUCAUUCGAGCUCGAACACGAUCCCCACAUUCUUGUAAAUGUUUCCGACCAAGAAACCUUUUACUCUUCCUCGUACCAGAAUCCUAUAGCGAACGCUUGCCAUGUCAAUGACGCGACUCAAUUAUUUGCAUGCAAAAUGGAAGCACCAGUGGCACCGCGUGAGGAGCACGCGCCUCCGAAGUGGAAGCACUUCCGAGGAGUGAGGAGGCGGCCGUGGGGGAAGUUCGCGGCAGAGAUAUGGGAUCCGAAGAGAAAACAUGGAAGGGUAUGGCUGGGAACGUAUGAGACUGAAGAGGAAGCAGGUUUGGCUUAUGAUAGGGCUGCUUUCAAGAUGAGAGGUAGCAAAGCAAAGUUGAAUUUUCCACACUUGAUUGGAUCCCACGCGCCGCCGGAGAGAGUGGGAGUGGCGGGUGUGGCUCGGAAGCCGAACCUGCCGGAGGCUCGUUUGCCACCUUUGUCUGCGGCGGAGGAUGGUUCACAGCCACAAGGGUUAAAGAAGAGGAGAAACCUAGCUGAUUUGCUUAAUAGGUUAGCCAAGAAUAGAAGUCAAGUAUGUAUGUAUGUAUGA
Molecule: messenger RNA, 597 nt
Organism: Vigna radiata var. radiata (mung bean)
Lineage: Eukaryota; Viridiplantae; Streptophyta; Magnoliopsida; Fabales; Fabaceae
Product: ethylene-responsive transcription factor 2-like
Exons: 1
Coding region: 1-597 (198 amino acids)
Biological process (GO): regulation of DNA-templated transcription; ethylene-activated signaling pathway
Molecular function (GO): DNA-binding transcription factor activity; DNA binding
Source: RefSeq, a predicted model, not a curated record